CCAUGUGGCUUUUUACGUGUUUGAAGUUUUUUAGCUUGAAGUUUCUCUCCGGUUUUAUCCCUUAUUUGUGGCUAAUAACUGUUCCACUGUAUGGCUCUUUCUUCGGAACGGAACCAAUUAUCAGAAUAUCGCUGCAAAUGAUACUACAUAGUCUCAUUUUGCAGUUAUUACCAGAUAUUUGGAGUGCCCUCCUUCCUUAUGCUCAAGUGUUCCUUUUCCUUGGCCUCAUGUGCCUACCUGUCAAUUUGAUACCACACCCCCUGGUCUGGGUGUAUGACAAGAUCUUGUGGAGUUCGGAGCCACUGUGGUUAGCUGUGGAAGCAGCCGAACUUGUUGGUUUGUGUAUGAUUCUCAGUCAGAAACUUCAGGAUAAAAUAGAUGAACGACCAAAAGUCUACAAAAGUACCAUUCUGAUGGUGUCUGGUUGCUGCUACCUUGGAUCAGUGUUUCUUGGUCUCCUGGUGCUGAGCUAUGGCACCUUUGCUGCAAAGUGGUUGAUUCUGGUGCUCAUUGCCAUUGGUAUUUUCAUCCAUGCCUGUAGUAUCUACCUUGACGAAGGUAUAAUUUCUGAUGCUUCCAUGGUGACCAUGCUGAUGUUUGGUGUCCUCUAUGCGAUGACCACAGAAACAUACAGUGCCAAUCACCCCAUAGAAACACCGCCAGAUUCUAAAACAUCACUGCACCUGUCCUUCUUCAAGCUGUUUUUCUCUGUGACAUCUGAUAAGGCUGAUCAUGGGUCUCGUGCGUUUCAAUUCCUGCUGAAAAUACUCUCGCCAACAUUUCUCAUCAUGGUCGUCGUGCGCCUGUAUUGUAUGCUGUCUUUCAUGAAAAAUAUGGUCGAUUGGAGCAAUAGGGAUGAUAGGGAUGAUAAGAACUAUGUCGACAUCGAAGAUGACUGUUCCCCAUCACUUGUGCCAGUUCAGUCGCCAUUCAUCAUUCGACUUGCAUUUAUAUUCGUCGUGACCCAGGUUGUUACCAAUCAUAUUCAUCGUAUGACUGCGGAUGAUACAUCGUGGAUGUCUUGGUAUCCAGAGUUUCUUUACAAGGACAUUAUAUUGGGACGAGUCAUUCAGAUUGGGCUGAUGGCUGCUUUGUAUCUCUACCAGCUCUACAGUAGUGAGAAUAACGAUGAGUGGUGGAACAAAUGAGUGGUGUUUGUUUUAUUCUUGGCGGACGAGGACUUAAUCUUCUGUUCUGUGAGUGAUUCUUGAUAUUGAUCAAACCAACAAUAAUGGUUUGAUGAUGAUCAGGUACCGGUUAUCAUUAUGACAUUGUAAAUCGGUGCCAAAAAAUCUCUUCCUGCAUGCUGAAUAAAGGAUAAGCUAGGUUGAUUGCACAGACGUGCUAUUAGCAAAGCUUGCAUUCUUUAUGA
This is a messenger RNA of Lineus longissimus, 1372 nucleotides long. RefSeq lists its product as uncharacterized. Bases 3 to 1148 code for a protein of 381 amino acids. Lineage: Eukaryota; Metazoa; Nemertea; Pilidiophora; Heteronemertea; Lineidae. The record is from RefSeq and is a predicted model, not a curated record. The transcript has 8 exons.